AUGUCGUUUAAUACAGGACAUUUGAUGAUUUUCAUGGCAGAAACAUUAGUACCUAUUUAUUGUAUUAAAUUAAAUGAAGGAAUUAAUAAUCUAUCAUUAUUAUGUAAUCUUUCAUCGAAUCAAUAUCUUAUUGAAGGUAUUCAUCUUAUGUUAUCAUUAAUGAAUAAUCAAUUAGUAAUAUUUCAAACAAUACGAAAGAAAAUAGAAAGAAAGCAGUUAGCAACAAGACAAGUCUAAGUAUGAAAUUGUUUUACUUGUGUAGAAUCAAUAAUGAAAUAGAAUGAAUAAUUUAUAUGAUGCCAAAGAUUCUUAUGAUUAACAUAUUUCAUAAACAAAAAGCACAAAAAAAACAGAUUGCGUAACAAUAAUUUAUGAAUGGGCCAAUCAGAUUGAAGAUAAC
Messenger RNA from Schistosoma mattheei, 400 nucleotides. NCBI's taxonomy places the organism in Eukaryota, Metazoa, Platyhelminthes, Trematoda, Strigeidida, Schistosomatidae. The record is from the annotation of a GenBank genome assembly.